Messenger RNA from Dromiciops gliroides (monito del monte), 2801 nucleotides. It is a transcript of the gene INPP5K, whose product is annotated as inositol polyphosphate-5-phosphatase K. The coding region runs from base 111 to 1466 and encodes 451 amino acids. NCBI's taxonomy places the organism in Eukaryota, Metazoa, Chordata, Mammalia, Microbiotheria, Microbiotheriidae. Gene Ontology annotation, cellular component: ruffle; plasma membrane; endoplasmic reticulum. Gene Ontology annotation, biological process: negative regulation of insulin receptor signaling pathway; negative regulation of peptidyl-serine phosphorylation; negative regulation of phosphatidylinositol 3-kinase/protein kinase B signal transduction. The record is from RefSeq and is a predicted model, not a curated record. Gene Ontology annotation, molecular function: phosphatidylinositol-4,5-bisphosphate 5-phosphatase activity; phosphatidylinositol-3,4,5-trisphosphate 5-phosphatase activity; inositol bisphosphate phosphatase activity. The transcript has 13 exons.
GCCGAGCCGGAAGGGAAACAAACAACAGGCGAGUGAGAGAGACGCCCGCCGGGACCCACCGCCAGCCUGCGGGCCUGACAGGCCGGCCAGACCCCCAGGCCUCCGAGGCCAUGGAACGGCCCAUCAAAAAGAUGAGGCACCUCAAGAGGAUCAGGUUGCAUGUCAUGACCUGGAAUGUGGCGUGUGCAUCACCCCCAACCAACAUUGAUGACUUGCUUCUGCUUGACUCUGAACCUCUGAGCACAGACAUGUAUGUCAUUGGUUUACAGGAAGUAAAGUCUGGCAUUAUCAAUUACCUUUCUGAGUUGGCCUUUGAGGAUCCCUGGAGCAAGCUCUUCAUGGACAUGCUUUCUCCUCUGGGUUAUAUCAAGGUGACCUCCAUAAGAAUGCAGGGACUCCUCCUACUGGUCUUUGUCAAGCGCCAGCAUGUGCCCUUCAUAUCUGGCAUCUACACCAACUACACCCGCACUGGCCUCUGUGGCUAUUGGGGGAACAAAGGGGGAGUUGCCGUCUGCUUUCGGAUCUAUGGCUAUGCCGUCUGCUUCCUCAACUGCCACCUGCCCCCGCACUUGUCCAACAUUGACCAGCGGCUCAGCGAUUUCGACAGAAUCCUGGAGAUGCAGAACUUUGAGAAAGAAGACAUUCCCAACAUCCUGGACCACGACCUCCUCCUGUGGUUCGGUGACCUAAACUUUCGCAUUGAGGAUUACGGCUUGUGUUUUAUCCAGGAGUCCAUCAACAAUGAGCACUAUAGCGAUCUCUGGAAGAAAGAUCAGCUCAACAUGAUUAAGAAGACAGAUUCACUGCUCCAGCAGUUCCAGGAGGGCCCUCUGCUCUUCCAGCCAACCUAUAAAUUUGACAUCGACUCAGAAAAAUAUGAUUCCAGUGAGAAAAAACGAAAACCAGCUUGGACUGACCGCAUCCUUUGGAGGCUGAAGCGGGAGCUCUUAAAUAACUCUGUGGACUCUGGGGAAUGUGAGCGCUUCUUCUCUAUGAUAUUGAAGAGUUAUCAAAGCCACAUGAAAUAUAAAAUCAGUGACCACAAGCCAGUCACAGCGACCUUUGAGCUGGAGCUGAAGUCCCUACUGCUAAGCCCGCCAAUCACCUUGAUUCCUGAGGGGCAGUGGAUCACACCUUAUGAUCUGGUGGUUAGCUACAACCGGAGCCCUGACUUCAUCAGCAGCGCCUGGGACUGGAUUGGCCUCCACAAGGUUGUGAUACGCCACUUGAAGGACUAUGUGACCUAUGCCUGGGUCAAGGACAACAUGGUCUCCUCGAAUGAAGGGCUUCACCAGGUUUACAUCAAUGCUAGCGGUUUCCCAGAGGAAGGGGGAGAGUUUCUUCUCAGUUACUAUAGUAACAAUCUCCAGGGUAUAGUGGGGCUGAGUGAACCCUUCCAGAUCUCCAGAAAUGUCCUGACCCCAGAAGACUGGAGAGAAAGGAAAGGAGAUCCCCUGAUGUAUUGAGCCAGGAUGCAUGCCUGAAUAGGCGGUCACAGCUCCCUGCAAUGGCCGCUGCUUGUGUGUCCAGCUCUCUCAAGAUAGGGGCAGCCCACCCCCCCCAAUCAUCUCCUGGUUCCCCAUUCAGGACUGUGGUUGGGAUUCAGUUACCAGGACAUGGGGGAGGCCAGCUGGUCCCCAUGAAGUGGCUACUCAAAGACGGUCAGCCAAGUGAUGGGGGAUUCUUAUAAGCUCCCCUUCUUCCUCCUCAGGCCUCCUCCCCCACCCUCCUGCCCCACCCUGCCCCAUAACCCAGGUAGGGCCGAUCGCCUUCAGAAUGCCCGGAGUGGGGCUGCCAGCCACAUGCCCCAGCUGGCACCUGCCCCACAUUCCUGUGACUCCAUCUCCAGGGCUCUGGCUGGCAGGGAUGGGGAGAUAAUUUGUACAGGAUCCUCUAAACAGUUGGCAGCCACCCUCCAAGUUUUAGGAGGAAUCUUGGAAUCUUAGAAUCUUGGCAGCAUAUUUCUCCUCCAGGGGCAGGGCAGGGGUGGCAUGGUGAUGGGCAUGUCCUAAUGCACCCUUCCUUCAGCACGGAGAAUUAGGUCUAUAGCUUUGGUAUAGUAGCAGAUUGCUAAGUAUCUUCUCCCGAGGGUCCUGGAUCAGGAGCCCCUUGGCAUUUCGGUGCAACCUGAGGCCAGGGGGUGGGGGGAGUUCAGUCAGUUUUGCUGCUUCCUGCCCUUGGCUCGGAGACAGCUGUGGCUCCAGCCUUCCCUCCUGGUGGUGUCCGACAGGGAGCAGCUCUACGAGUUGUUGCCCUGGACCCCACCAUCUUCCCCUUUCAGUUUUUCUGGGAUAGCACCUCACCCCAACAAUUAGGUCUUAGAAGCCAAUUUGCAUAGCAGCACUGUACUCCAAGAUUGUAGCACACUGGAAAUGGCUUUGGGACCCCUCUGCAUUGCUUGGGCCGGCUGAGAGUGAAGGGUGUCUGGGGAACUUAAAAAAACAUUCCUCUCUAGGUACUGUCAUGAAAUUUGGGAGUCCCUCAACUCCACCCCCACACACUGGGGUCAGUGACAGCUCUGCCUUAGUCUCCCAGGAAAGACCGUCUCAGGGAGCCCGCACUGUGACAUCACUGCGGUUCUUUCCUCCCUCCUUCCCCAAGGCCCACAGAGCCCCUUUCUCUCUGAAGCUCACCGAGGGGAGCUCCAGCCCAGUGGCUACUUGACAUUUCCCCUUUGGAAGCCUCGAAUGUCAACAACUCCCCUUUCUUCUGCUGUCCCUGCCCUGCCUCCCAGCCCAGCAACUCAAGUCUGUGCAUCUGUGUCUGUUAUAUUUGAGAAUAGAGAUGUGGCUUUUAGAGUG